Messenger RNA from Lycium barbarum (goji berry), 979 nucleotides. RefSeq lists its product as uncharacterized. The record is from RefSeq and is a predicted model, not a curated record. The transcript has 3 exons. NCBI's taxonomy places the organism in Eukaryota, Viridiplantae, Streptophyta, Magnoliopsida, Solanales, Solanaceae. Gene Ontology annotation, molecular function: oxidoreductase activity. Bases 67 to 876 code for a protein of 269 amino acids.
UGCUCCAUAUAUAACUCUCUGCAUUACCACAUUAUUAGUAGUUGCAUACAUACCUGAAUAAAAACAAUGGAGCCGUGGAAAGACCUGAGAGGAAAAGUAGUGAUGGUGACAGGGGCGUCCUCAGGAAUUGGGCGAGAGUUCUGUCUCGACUUGGCGAAAGCCGGUUGCAGCAUCGUUGCUGCAGCUCGUCGUAUCGACAGACUGAAAACUCUCUGCAACCUCAUUAAUUCAGAGGGGCCUCGCCGUGCAAUCCCCGUCCAGCUCGACAUCACAGCCGACGGUGCUACCAUUGAGGGCACUGUACAAAUAGCUUGGAACGCCUUCGGACAUAUCGAUGCCUUGGUUAACAAUGCCGGCCUUAGAGGUAGUGUGAGCUCUUCACUGAAAUUGUCAGAGGAGGAAUGGGAACAUACCUUUAAGACGAAUCUCAAAGGGGCAUGGUUGGUGUCGAAAUAUGUUUGUAGACGCAUGCGCGGUGCUAAGCAGGGCGGAGGAUCUGUUAUUAAUAUCUCCUCAAUUCUUGGCCUUAAUCGAGGAUUAUUACCAGGAAGUCUUGCUUACGCUUCUUCGAAGAUGGCUCUUGACAUGGUCACGAAGAUGAUGGCCAUUGAAUUGGGAGUAGACAAUAUCAGAGUGAACUCAAUAUCACCGGGAGUUUUCAAAUCUGAGAUAACAGAGAGCCUUGUGGAAAAAGAAUGGUUCCAUACUGUUGUUUUGAAAGUCGUUCCUCUGAGAAAUCUUGGAACGACAGAUCCGGCUUUAACAUCAGUCGUCAGGUACUUAAUCCAUGAUUCUUCAGAAUAUGUAUCCGGCAAUGUUUUCAUUGUUGACGCCGGAACUACCUUAGCAGGUGCCCCCAUUUUCUCGUCACUCUAGAACUAGCUCACGAACACAUGAAGAGGAUGACUCUGAUCGAUUUGUUUAUCGAGAAAUAUACAAUGUGAUCAAGAAAUGGUUAUGUACGUUGGAGGAAAAAAUG